AUUUUGGCAUGUGUUCUUUGUGAUCUGAAUUUGUUCUGUUAUGAUAAGAUCCCGUCGUUCUGCAUCCUGAUUCGAUUCCCUUCAUGGAAAGAGAAACACAGUUUGGGGUUGUGGAGAACUGGAAAUGGACAUUCCCUGUUUUUUUAGAAUGCGCCUUCGUCGGAUUUUGUUGAUUUUUUCUCCGCGUAUUGUGCAUCGUUUCUGAUCCAUGUUCGUUUAAUUUUCCCGAAUAAAACUGCCUUUGUUGUCUGCCUCGUUGUUCUGAGAUGGGCUGAAAUUCGAAUGUUGAAUUAUCCUGAUUUGUUUGUCUGCCUUCUCCUUUCUGAUCUCUGGUUUGCUUCUUUCACUCCGUGUUUCUCUCGUAAUCCGCGAUGCGUUCAUCUCUGCAACUCGCAAAAUGAAAUCUUCUAACGAUCCUUUAUUUCCCCAUCUUGGAGACGAUUUAAAUCAUUUUUUCUGGUAAAAGGGUGAUAUUUUGUUUUCUUUGUCAGACGAUGUUUGGAUCACCACUGCGUUCUCGACUCCCUGUUUCUUAUUACUCCGGUCGUCCUCUCUUAUAAAUAAAUAUGCACCAGUUUCAGCAAAAUCUUAUACUAGGAGUUCUGUAAAUUUUUAAGGGCUUGUGGUAGAAAAGUUGUUCCCUGUUGUUAUGCACCUUGAGCUCCGUGCCUUGUGGUAGCACGCUGUUGAGGGGUCCAUGGCGUCUUCUUUUUCUGUGCUUCAAGUGAAUAAGAUGGGACAGCAACUAGUACUCUUUUGAUGUUACGAGUAGUUCCCUUUUAUUUCCUUCCCUUUUGGUUUCCAACUCCUUUCUGGAUGACUGUGCCGGUCAUUCCACCAACCUUUUGAUGUUACGAGUUGUGGUCUCCUAUGGUUUCAGUUUUGGAAGCAACUUCAGACUUCACAGGGCCAAGAUUUUGGAAUCAAGAGUCCUUCUUCAUCCUUAAUUCCUUAUGGUGUUUGUGCUCAAGGCUUUUGUUGAGCAACUCCAUGCUGAGAUGGACGGCGGCCACACCCACAUAGCCAUGGCCAUGGAGCAGUGGAAGCAGCACCCUAACCCAGGCCCAGAAUGCCUGAUGCCGAGCUUCCUGACCGACCAGUUCCCCCCGGAUCCCUUGGCGGAGGACGGCAGCGGCAACGAGGCCGGGUUCGAGAAGCACGGCCUGUCUGUGGCCGUGGGUUCGCCUCAGGACGAAGGGAAGCCGGCGCAAUUGACGCCGCACUUCGGCGGCCGGAUGUCCGGUUCCAGCAGCAGCCUCUCCGAGAGGAUGCAGGCGAGAAACGGGUUCAGCGUCCCCAAGCUCAGCAUGCCGUUCGCCACUCCGGCCGGAGAUGACAGUGAGCAGUCGGGGGUUCAGCCGCCUAUCUUUACCGUCCCGCCGGGCCUCAGCCCCGCGUCGCUGUUGGAAUCGCCGGUCUUCCUCUCCAAUGCAAUGGGCCAAGCCUCGCCAACCACAGGGAAGUUGUUCAUGCUUGGUGAUGCCGAUGACAAUAAUCCGACUAGAAUUGAAGCUCCCUCGAUUGAAGAUGGCCCUGCUGCAUUUUCUUUCAAGUCUUUGGACCUGAAAUCCUCACGUUAUAUUGCUGAAGAAAUGAAGGAAACUUUACCCAGCAACCAGCAUCCGUCAUUACCAAGCAGAGAUGUUCCUGUCAAGACUGAAACCAACAUUCAGGCGACACAAGGCGCCAACCCGCUGGGCAACAAAGUCUAUUUCAACGGGCAAGAGCUAAUGAAGAGCAGCUACCAUGACUCCAACAAGCGCAACCGUCUCGCACCUGACACCAUUGUGGGCAGAGACAGCGGAUCGCCUCCCGAUCACAGCCAACCGGCGGCGGACAGCGAAGCGAACCCUGCGACGAUGGCGACCGCCGCCACGGCCACGCCGGCGGAGGACGGGUACAGCUGGAGGAAGUACGGGCAGAAGCAGGUGAAGCACAGCGAGUACCCGCGGAGCUACUACAAGUGCACGCACCAGAGCUGCCAGGUGAAGAAGAAGGUGGAGCGGUCGCACGAGGGCCACGUCACGGAGAUCAUCUACAAGGGCACCCACAACCACCCCAAGCCUGCCGCUCAGGGCCGCCGCCUGCCGGGCGUCCCGCAGGUCCACCCGUUCGGUGACAUGGACAUCGCCGCCGACAACAACAACAACAACGACAAUAACGGUAAUGCUGGUGGUGCCACGCAGCAGCCGAACGCGGAAGCGAGGCCGUUGUGGCACGGUGGCGGCGGCAUGGGUGUCCAGGACUGGCGCGGCGGCGAUGGGCUGGAGGCGACGUCGUCCCCAGGCGAGCUCUGCGACUCGUCGGCUUCGAUGCAGGUCCAUGACGGCACCGCCACCCGGUUCGGGUCCCCUGAGGGCGUGGAUGUCACGUCGGCGGUGUCUGACGAGGUGGACGGGGAUGACAGGGUGCGCGCGCAUGGCAGCAUGUCCCAGGGCCACAACCAGGGCGCUGCCGACGCCGGCGAGGGAGAUGAACUGGAGUCCAAGAGAAGGAAGCUGGAGUCGUGCGCCAUUGAAAUGAGCACCGCGUCCAGAGCUGUCCGCGAGCCACGGGUCGUGAUCCAGACGACGAGCGAGGUGGACAUCCUGGACGACGGCUACCGCUGGCGCAAGUACGGGCAGAAGGUGGUCAAAGGCAACCCAAACCCAAGGAGCUACUACAAGUGCACGCACCCGGGGUGCUCGGUGCGGAAGCACGUGGAGCGUGCGUCGCACGACCUCAAGUCCGUGAUCACAACGUACGAGGGGAAGCACAACCACGAGGUCCCGGCCGCCAGGAACGGUGGCGGCCACGCGACCUCGGGCUCCGCGGCGGCCCAGCUGGCCCACGCGCGCAGGCCGGAGCCGCCGUCGAUGGCGCAGGACGGGCUGAUGAUGGGCCGGCUGGGCGCGCCCUUCGGCCUGCCGCCGAGGGACCCGCUGGGGCCCAUGAGCAACUUCCCGUACUCGCUCGGCGUCGGCGGCUACGCGUCGUCGGGAUCGCUGCCAAGCCUGCCGAUGCCGGCGGCCGUGGAAGGGCUGAAGCUGCCGAUGCUGUCCCCGUGCUCGCUGCACCCGCUCUUCAGGCACCGGCAGGCCAUGGAUCAGACGGCGGCCGGGUCCGGGUUCAGGGUGCCCAAGGGCGAGGUGAAGGACGAGUCCAACAACAACUCCAGCGCCUCGGCGUAUCAGCAGAUGAUGAACAGGCUGCCCCUGGGGCACCGGAUGUAGAUACUGUAGUGGUAAUAAAAGGGGAGGAGGAGGAUUAGAUGAGUUGGUUAAUUAGCGUUCGAUGAUAAGCACACCGUGGAAACAAUCCACCCUUUACUUCUUGAUUGCAGUUUUUCUUCUUCCUGGAAUCAUCAUCACCCUGCUUGGUUUAUAUGCUGCAGUUUGUUUUAGGUUGAGUUUAUGUAGUUCUUGGUAGCUGGUAUCAGUUUCUUUCUUUUUUUUAUCAGAAAUGUUGUUGUGCUGUCAGUUUUUUUUCCGAGAAAGAGGAGUUGUAUCAUCUUCAGAUGGACCAUGAAUUAGUUAUCUUAAUGUUGCCUGGUUCUUGGCCGGUGUAA
Molecule: messenger RNA, 3547 nt
Organism: Brachypodium distachyon (stiff brome)
Lineage: Eukaryota; Viridiplantae; Streptophyta; Magnoliopsida; Poales; Poaceae
Product: probable WRKY transcription factor 20
Exons: 6
Coding region: 954-3212 (752 amino acids)
Biological process (GO): regulation of DNA-templated transcription
Molecular function (GO): sequence-specific DNA binding; DNA-binding transcription factor activity
Source: RefSeq, a predicted model, not a curated record